UCAGUAUGCGGAACUCCCUACAGACUCACGAUGAGGAGGGAGGAGGAGAAGAGGAGGAGGAGGAUGUUGUGAAGUCACUUGGUUGUAACUGACCGAACCACUUGCUCGCCGUGCAGUAGGCGGACGCACAUCCCGCAUCAUUUACGUUGCCCUGAGCUAGUCAGACUAAGUCGUACGCCUCCGUCAGAACAUCCAAAUGGUCAAUAUCAUUAAUUUAAGACUGAAUUUCAAAGGACAGCCUGAGAGGACAGUCUCUCCCUUCUCCGUGACCGAAGAGGACACCUAGAACUCGGGCCGUCUUUGGCAGCUGGCUUCUCGGCGAACGUUAGCGGCUAACAGGCUAACGCAACCAGGUCUGUCUUUUGUCUCCGCCAUCAUGAUAUGUAAAGAUCUUAGUUUCAACUAUACACCUGUUAUGGAAAGUCAUCACUGAGCCUACAAGGAACAACUUUCCUGGAUGCUUUGACAUACAGGACACAGUCAAAGAUGGAGAAAAAGAAAAUGUGCCCACGCCUUCUUGACUACUUGGUAGUGGUUGGAGCAAGGCAACCAAGUAGUGACAGUGUGGCCCAGACACCUCAGCUUCUUCGCCGCUACCCAUUGGAAGACCACCCAGACUUCCCCCUCCCACCGGACGUGGUGUUCUUCUGCCAGCCGGAGGGCUGUCUGAGUAUAAGACAGCGCAGGGUUAGUCUGCGUGACGACUCCUCGUUUGUCUUCACGCUAACCGACAAAGACUCAGGCACCACCCGCUAUGGAAUCUGCGUCAACUUUUACCGAUCUUUCCAACGCGGACAUCACCGUCCUCGAGGAGACAAGAGCGGUCACACGGAGACGACAGCAAAGGCUGCUGAAACCACAAGCGAAGUGUCAGAUGGCAGCAGCGGAGAGUCAUCUACUGUGUUACCUGCAUCUACUAGCACUGAAUCCGCACCUCCACCUGCCUCUGGAGAACAGAGUGAGCAGGCGGGUGACGAGCUCAACUCUGGAAAGUCUCCCCAGCACAGACGGAACGCUGCAAAGCUGGCAGCUAGAAACCGCAACAGCACUCUGACCUCACUGUGCAUACUCAGCCACUACCCGUUCUUCUCCACUUUUAGGGAGUGCUUAUAUAUUCUCAAAAGGCUAGUAGACUGUUGCAGUCAAAGGUUAACUCAGAGAGCUGGCCUUCCACGUGCCACCCAAAGGGACACUAUGUGGCGAGUGUUCACUGGAGCCUUGUCGGUGGAAGAAAAAGGCAGUCAGCUGCUGGCUGAUCUUCGGGACAUCGAGUCCUGGGUGUACAGGUUACUGCGCUCACCUGUGCCGAUUGCGAGUCAAAGGCGCGUGGAUGUGGAGGUGCUGCCCCAAGAGCUCAAACGAGCACUUAACUUUGCUUUACCUGACAACUCUCGCUUCACCUUGGUGGACUUCCCCCUGCACCUGCCCCUGGAACUGCUGGGUGUGGACGCCUGCCUGCAGGUCCUCAGCUGUGUUCUGUUAGAGCACAAGGUAAUUCUUCAGUCCCGGGAUUACAAUGCUUUGUCCAUGAGUGUCAUGGCUUUUGUGGCAAUGAUCUAUCCACUGGAGUACAUGUUUCCUGUCAUCCCCUUACUGCCAACAUGCAUGGCGUCUGCAGAACAACUCCUUCUUGCUCCAACCCCUUAUAUAAUUGGUGUACCAGCCAGCUUCUUCCUCUACAAAUCAGAUUUCAAAAUGCCAGAUGAUGUUUGGCUUGUUGACCUUGACAGCAGCAAGGUUAUAGUCCCCACAAAUGCUGAGUCUUUGCCACCUCUACCAGAACCAGAAGCAGGCGAGCUUAAGAAACAUCUCAAACAGUGUCUGGUUAGGUUGACCGUGAUCACCCAAAAGCAGAUCUUCUCCUCUGAACAUAAGGCCUUAGCCAGCAUGAGCUUGAACACGCAACCGAUUCUGAACCUGGAGAAGUUCCAGGAAGGACAGGAGAUGUCCCUGCUGCCGCCUGGACGAGACAAGGCCUCGCCUUCUUCUACAGAGUUCAACCCUCUUAUUUACGGCAACGACGUUGAUUCUGUGGAUGUAGCCACCAGGGUCGCCAUGGUGCGGUUCUUCAACUCACCAAACGUUCUGCAGGGCUUCCAGAUGCACACUCGCACCUUACGCCUUUUCCCGCGACCAGUGGUCGCUUUUCAGUCCACAUCUUUUCUUGCGUCUCGGCCACGGCGCUCCCUCUUUGCAGAUAAACUUUCUCACACCCAGGCAGUGGAGUUCUACGGAGAAUGGGCUCUUAAUCCCACCAACCUGGCCUUUCAGAGGAUACAUAACAAUGUCUUUGAUCCGUCCUUAAUCGGAGACAAGCCGAAGUGGUACGCUCACCAGCUGCAGUCAGUAGUAUACCGAGUGUAUGACGGAGGCUCCCAGCUGGUUGAGGCAAUGGCUGCUCCCUUGGAGGACGAGGCCAACGAUUCGGACCCCACAGACAGUGGUAGUGACAGUGAUGGAUAUGAUGACUCCAGCUCCUCCUAUUCCUCACUUGGAGACCUGGUGAGUGAGAUGAUUCAAGGUGACAUACAGGGAGACACACCAAACUUGGAUCCACCCACCCAUGCUGCGCUGGGAGACGCCAGCGAGGUCGAGUUUCAAGACUUAAGAGAUGGUCGUAACGCUGAAGGUCCACUUAGCGGAGACGGAGCUGCUGAACCCUCCGAUGGGCAACCCCUUCGCUCAAGCUCAAGCACAACUGCAAGCUCCAGCCCCAGCACAAUCAUCCAAGGAGUCAACCAUGAACUUGGGGAGGUACCUGAAAUCGAAGCGUCUGCAAGUGCAGCUUUACAAAACCCCGUCCCUGGAGUGAGCAGUGAGCAGUUUGUCCGGCCCGCGGCAGAUGCUGGUCUGAUCGACCCGGCCAACAAAAAGCAAGAGUACGAUAACCCCUACUUUGAGCCUCAGUACGGAUUCCCAUCUGAAGAUGAUCCUGAUGCAGAGGAGCAAGUGGAGUCCUACACCCCUCGAUUCAUCCAGAACCUGAACGGCAACAAGGCGCAGCGGCCUUUACGCCCCAGUAGUCUGAGGCUUCCUGGAGAGUCAGAUGGAGAGGGAGACUCUCGCAACAGCUCACCAAACUCCACCAUUUCCAACAGCAGCAAUGAUGGAUUUGGGGGACUCAUGUCAUUUGCCAGCAAUCUCUAUAAAAACCACGGCACCAGUUUCAGCCUGUCCAAUCUCGCCCUUCCCAACAAGGCAGCAAGAGAGAAAGCAACGCCAUUCCCCAGUCUGAAAGUAUUUGGGCUAAAUUCUCUAAUGGAGAUAAUUACAGAGGCCGGCCCGGGGAGCGGAGAAGUUCCUCCAGGUGCACGUGCUCCCCGAGCUCUUGUGGACCAGAAAUCUUCAGUGAUAAAACACAGUCCAACAGUGAAGAGAGAAUCGCCAUCGCCUCAGGGUCGAAUCAACAACACAAGUGAAAACCAGCAGUUCCUAAAGGAAGUGGUACAGAGUGUCCUUGACGGUCAGGGCGUUGGCUGGCUCAACAUGAAGAAAGUGCGCCGAUUGUUGGAAAACGAGCAGCUCCGAGUCUUUGUUCUCAGUAAACUGAACCGAGCGGUGCAGUCGGAGGAAGAUGCCCGGCAGGAAAUCAUACGUGACGUGGAGGUGAGCAGAAAGGUCUACAAAGGGAUGCUGGACAUCUUGAAGUGCACCGUUUCCAGUUUGGAGCAGUCUUACACCAAUGCAGGCCUUGGAGGAAUGGCCAGUGUCUUCAGCCUCCUAGAAAUAGCACGCACACAUUAUCAAACCAAAGACCCAGAAAAGCGCAAGCGAAGCCCCACUGACAGUGCUGGCAGCCCGGGAAGUAAAGAGAGCCCCUCUGGUCGUAUGGAGACGGCCAGACCUCAGGGCCUCCUGAACAUUCCCCACCUGCAGCUGCCUCACCACACAACGGGCAAAGGAGCCCGUCAUUUUGACACGCGGAGUCUGAACGAGGAGAACUUUAUUGCCUCCAUUGAAUUGUGGAGCAAGCACCAGGAUAAGCAAAAAGCUAUGGAAAAACCACAGAGGGCGGAAGGAGCAAAGCAGCAGCGUCCACAAGCGACUGAUGCAGAGGAGAAAAAAUCCCAGAUCAGUGCGGAUAGUGGCCUCAGUGUCGCAUCAGGGUCCCAGAAGAGUGACACAGAAUCGGUAACCGGCUCAGAACCACCAAUCCUGACAAGAAGCACCAGCCAGGACUCGGAGGCCAGCACAGUGAUAAGCAACAGCUCUGGAGAGACUCUGGGAGCAGACAGUGACCUGAGCAGCACAGCCGGAGACGGGCUGGGAGGAAGAACCGCUCCUCAUUUAGCUCAGUCCAGGGGGACGCUGUCCGACAGCGAGAUUGAAACCAAUCCAGCCACCAGUUCUGUGUUUGGAAAGACCCACACCCUCAAGCCCGGUGCUAAAGACCACGGACCUGCAGUGGCUAAAGGGCCGCCUGCACAACCCAUGGAGGACAUCAGCAUGAGGAUUUACCUCUGUGAAGGCCUGCUGGGGCGGGAUAAGAGCUCCGUCUGGGAUCAACUAGAGGAUGCUGCAAUGGAAACCUUUUCUCUAAGUAAGGAGCGCUCCACCCUCUGGGACCAGAUGCAGUUCUGGGAGGACGCCUACUUGGAUGCUGUGAUGUUGGAGCGUGAGGGCAUGGGGAUGGACCAGGGGCCGCAGGAGAUGAUCGAAAGAUACUUGUCGCUCGGAGAGCAUGACCGCAAACGCCUGGAGGACGACGAAGAUCGGCUUCUCGCAACUCUGCUGCACAACAUGAUCGCCUACAUGCUGAUGCUGAAAGUGAAUAAAAAUGACAUCAGAAAGAAGGUGAGGCGUUUGAUGGGCAAGUCGCACAUCGGCCUCACGUACAGCCAAGAGAUCAACGAAAUCCUGGACAAACUGGCAAACAUGAACGGUCGUGAGCUGUCCAUCAGGCCCAGUGGAAGUCGACACAUCAAAAAGCAAACCUUUGUUGUCCACGCUGGCACCGACACCACCGGAGACAUCUUUUUUAUGGAGGUGUGCGAUGACUGCAUCGUCCUGCGCAGCAACAUCGGCACCGUUUAUGAGCGCUGGUGGUACGAGAAGCUCAUCAACAUGACCUACUGCCCCAAGACCAAGGUGCUGUGUCUGUGGAGACGCAACGGCCAGGAGACGCAGCUCAACAAGUUCUACACCAAAAAGUGUCGUGAACUCUACUACUGUGUGAAGGACAGCAUGGAAAGAGCCGCAGCGAGGCAACAAAGCAUUAAACCAGGUCCAGAACUGGGCGGAGAGUUCCCCGUCCAGGACAUGAAGACCGGGGAAGGUGGACUUCUUCAAGUCACUCUGGAGGGAAUCAACCUCAAAUUCAUGCACAGCCAGGAGCGGAAGGUUUUCAUAGAGCUGAGUCACAUUAAAAAGUGCAAUACAGUGAAGGGGGUCUUUGUCCUGGAGGAAUUUGUUCCUGAAACUAAAGAAGUGGUGAUCCACAAGUACAAGACCCCCAUGGCGCAUCAGAUCUGUUACUCGGUCCUGUGUCUGUUCUCGUACGUGGCUGCAGUGAAGGGGAAAGACGCAGACGGAAAACCCAAGAUGCUCUCUCCGAGGCCUCUUCCUAGUUAGUCCCCCCCCCCCGCGCUCCUCCUGCUCCGUCCGUCCGUCUCCCUCGACGUGCCUCUCUACUUGAAAUGGCUUCUCAGACUUUUGACAAUCCCUAACUUAAGUAAGCACACGCCCCCUCCCCGUUUUCCCGUGUACAUAGCACCUGUGUAGACGCGUGGUCUGUGAUGUCAUGUAAAUAACCUCGUCCUGAUGUUCACGCCCGACUACUGAAGCACUCGCCUGCUCCUUCACUUAGUGGAGCUCUUCAACUCCUGAUGUUUUUGUUUUUUUCUGCUGCCAAGAACUACAGAGUGAGGGGUUUCCCACAGAGUGCAUGCAGGUCCCGUGCACAGCCUUGAUGUAACUACAGCGCAUCCCGCCCCCUUCCCCGACGCCCAUUCAGCUGUGUGUGUUAUUCUGUGAUUCGUGGUUAUUGUAAAGUUCCAGUCUGUCCAAGUAAAAACUGGUGAAACAUCCAGAAGCCCUCCUACAGUGUGGAGACCCCGCCCCCUGUACACUGCACCACAGCCACGCAUGUAAAGGCUUCUCCGUGGUGUUUGAACCCCGAAAACUGUGAGUGUUCUGCCUCUAGACUUACUGUUCUCCUGUAAAACUGCUCUCGUCUGUGGUCUGCUCUCGUUCUCUGCAUGUUACUAUAAGAAAAUAAAUAUUAUAUAUAUAUUUCUAUAUAUAGUAUUUAUUUAAUAUAUACAUUUUCUGACUGUACAUUUAUCUGAAAAAAUGUUACAAAAUGUUUAUUUGCUAGAUGUGCAAUACUUAAGAAGUAGUUAGCCAUUGCCGGGUGUUUGGAGUGACCUGGCUUUCACAGGGUGAGGAAUGUAAGAGAUUUUCUUUUCUAUCGGUGCGUUUCGGUCAGAGAUUUUAGUUUGUUCCGUCUUUAUAGGUAAACGUCGAUCAAUCGCACAAGGCGCAAAGCUGCUUUAUUUCCAUGGAGUGCUUAUUUGUCAGCAGGUGCAGAAGAGCGGAGAUCGUCGCAGUUUGACAGACGACCAGAUGGGGGGGGCUCUGCUCCUGUGCUUCUGGGAGUCCUGAUAUCUGCUUCUGGCAUUCUAAUAAACUCAAAAUUGAGUUAUGUUUGUCUCUUAAAUUGGAAAAACACAAGUAUAGACAUUAGAUAUGUUGGGAAAAAAAUGUAUAAAAUCCUAAAUUGUGAAAAAACAUGUUUGGAGAACAUCCCACCUGCUGACAGGAGGCUCCGCCCUCGCCUGCCUUUACAUUAAAAGUGAUCAUUCUACACAGAUUUCACUGUUUUUCCUGUGAAUUGACAAAAACUAUUAGACAUACAGGUGGUAAAGUCACGUGUAAGUCAAAUUAUUGAACAAUAAAAAUAAAAAUAUUUUCAGGAAAAACAAUGGAAGUCUGUUUGUGAUCUUCUCCGUCGGGGAUCAGGAAGCAGUUUGCCUCUGUGAUCGACUUGUCAUGCCUGCAGCUGAACCGAUCGGCUCCUCGAGGAUCCCGUCUAAAGAAAUGAAACUCCCUCCAUUGCUACUUUUCUUUUUUCACAGUUUUAGCGCGUGCGUGUGUAUGUGUGUGUAUGCAGUUUCUCCAGAUCAGCAAUAUAUUGGAAGAGGUUUUAUUUUGAUCCUGAUGUGCUUGUAUUUUCAUAGGUUUACUGUGCAAAGGAAAGGUAUAAUAAACAAAACUCCAUUUCAAAAUAAGAUCUGGGAGUUUUUUUUGUUGCUUAAAUUAACAUUUAAUUUUCUUUUGAGUUUUUUUUUUCUAAAUGCUGGAAUAUUAGAUUUCAUCUGUCAUUGUAUUCCAAAAAUGAUACUAGAAGUGAGUAUUCCAGAAUAAAGACGGUGUUGAUAGAAAACGUGCAGCUUUGGUUCUCAAUAAAGUUGUUCUAAAAGAA
This is a messenger RNA of Oryzias melastigma (Indian medaka), 7423 nucleotides long. RefSeq names its product MAP-kinase activating death domain (gene madd). Gene Ontology annotation, biological process: regulation of Rab protein signal transduction; regulation of apoptotic process. Gene Ontology annotation, molecular function: guanyl-nucleotide exchange factor activity. Gene Ontology annotation, cellular component: cytosol. NCBI's taxonomy places the organism in Eukaryota, Metazoa, Chordata, Actinopteri, Beloniformes, Adrianichthyidae. Bases 487 to 5571 code for a protein of 1694 amino acids. The transcript has 38 exons. The record is from RefSeq and is a predicted model, not a curated record.